Messenger RNA from Sinocyclocheilus grahami, 1930 nucleotides. Its product is annotated as solute carrier family 22 member 23-like. The coding region runs from base 155 to 1465 and encodes 436 amino acids. Gene Ontology annotation, biological process: transmembrane transport. The transcript is spliced from 10 exons. Gene Ontology annotation, molecular function: transmembrane transporter activity. The record is from RefSeq and is a predicted model, not a curated record. Gene Ontology annotation, cellular component: membrane. NCBI's taxonomy places the organism in Eukaryota, Metazoa, Chordata, Actinopteri, Cypriniformes, Cyprinidae.
UACGGCGUGCGUUUGCGCCGAGUGGCGGUUCGAGCUGCAGUCGGGACUGCAGCAGAAUGUGGUCACCAAGUGGACGCUGGUGUGUGACGGCGAGUGGAAGGUUCACAUCGCUAAGUUCUCUCUGCUGGUGGGCUCUAUCUUCGGCUACCUGCUGAUGGGAGCGAUGGCAGACUGGUUGGGCCGGAUCCCCGUGCUGCUGGUGUCUGUGCUGUCUGUGCUGGUGUUCGGUUUGGCCGUGGCCUUCUCUGUGGAUAUGGCCAUGUUCAGCACGCUGCGCUUCUUCGAAGGCUUCUGUCUGGCGGCGAUCAGACUCUCGCUUUACGUCCUGAGGAUCGAGCUGUGUUUGCCCGCGUGGCGUUUCUCCAUGACUAUGAUCGCCAGUCUGAUCAUCGUGAGCGGUCAGCUGCUGAUGCCCGGUCUGGCGGCGCUGUGCCGUGAUUGGCAGAUCCUGCAGAGCGUCAUCAUCGCACCGUUUGUGCUCAUGCUGCCGUACGUCUGGAUGUUUCCGGAGUCUCUGCGCUGGUUGUUGGUCACUCAACAUUACCAAAGAGCCAAGCAACAGAUGUACCGCAUCGCCCAUAGCAACAGCGUCGACACGGCAACCGACGCCAGCAGCAUCCUCUCAGAGCUGGAGACUGAACUGCAGCAGAAGCCGAAGACGUACUGCGUGACGCAGCUGAGCGGCACCAGAAACCUGUGGAAGAACACCGUCGUCCUCUGUGUUAACUCGUUGACGGGUUACGGCAUCCAUCACUGCUUCGCGCGCAGCGUUCUGGAGGGCAGCACGUCUCACCUGCAUUAUUACGCGUUAGCGGCGAUCGCCGUGGCCUCCUGCAUGGUGCUGUUCCCGGUGGUGACUGGCUUCGGCAGGAGAGGAGGACUGCUCACUUUCAUGAUCAUCACGGCUCUGGCGUCGCUGCUGCAGCUGGGUUUGCUCAACCUGAUCGGGAAGUACAGUAUAUGGCACGAUGCAGUUCUGCGGGACACGCUGAACCAGCGCUUCUCGUACGCGUUCUCCAUCAUCGGGAUGUUCUCGUCUCAUGCUGUCAGCACACUCAGCAUCUUCUACUGCGCUGAGAUCACGCCGACAGUCAUCAGGGGUGGCGGUGUGGGUCUGGUCCUGGCAAGCGCGGGUUUCGGCAUGCUAACGGCGCCGCUGAUGGAGCUCCACAAUCAAAAGGGUUUCUUUCUGCAUCACGUGAUCCUCACCUGCUGCACUCUGCUCUGCAUCAUUUGCAUACCGUUGCUCCCGGAGACCGCCGGCCAACCACUGCCCGAGACUAUCGCUGAGGGGGAGGGGCUUCUGCGGCGGCCCAUCCUCCCCGGAGAGCAGCACCACUUACUGGCCAGGACCGAAGUCAGGGAGUAUUCGCGAGUUCAGGACACGCCCCUUCACCAGGUCGUUAACCCCGGCAACGGCUCGGUGCCUAGCAACAGCACAGCCAAUGGCGUGAGGACGUCAUGACGGCAUUUUCUAAGAACGGCCGAACGAAGAGCUUUUUAACGGUGAAACGCGACUGAUGUCGUGGUAAUGUGUCAAACGCCUCAUUAACCAGCAUCGGUGAAGAUUCCUAGCAUUGAACAAACUGAAAAUGUUAUUUUAACUUGCAUUCAGCGAAAGGAGCUCUAUUUUUCGAAUGGCCUCUACCGAACAACAAACUCACGGAGGAGUUUCACUGAUUUGAAUGUGUUUUUUUGUAUGUUUGGUAUUUAUUAAGGACAGAAUGAUGUUGACAGUAAGAACCAGCGGACUUCAUUCGUGCACGGAAGCUUGUUUCCGUCACAGGAUAAAGAAGAUAAAAAAGGUAUUAGCAACUUUUUCAUCUCACAAUUCAUACUUUUUUCUCGCAAUUCUAAGAAAAAAAGUCGCAAUUCUAAGUAAAAACGUUUCAAGAUAUAAACGCAAUAUAUAACCGCAAAAUUUAAACUC